This is a messenger RNA of Copidosoma floridanum, 1083 nucleotides long. RefSeq lists its product as uncharacterized. The record is from RefSeq and is a predicted model, not a curated record. NCBI's taxonomy places the organism in Eukaryota, Metazoa, Arthropoda, Insecta, Hymenoptera, Encyrtidae.
AAGCAAUAUGUUUUUUUCAAACGUGAACUAAUAAUGGAAGUAGAAAAAGAAACGUUUUCCUCCGACACAUUGGAAAGAUCGAAUAUAUCAUCAUUGCUAUCGGAUCCUACUCCGACGAAAAGAUCAUUCACGUUAAAUCAUCGAAAUUCUAACCUUGAGCAAAAUAAAAACUGCCCUUGUCAGCAACACGUACUUGAUAACUUAAAAUUCGUUCCCUGUUCCGUCAUUAAUUGUAAUCACGACCAGAGUCCGUCUCAGCAAUGCCAUUGUCAUAAACUUAAACUAAAUUCAAACGAAAUUCAAAUGCAGGACAAUCCCGAUGAAAACGUUUCUAAUACCGAUUGGCAACACUUCAAUUGGAAAUGGCCCCGGCAGAGUUAUGCUAAUAAAAAAGAAAAAACUUACGAGACAAAGUCGAAAAACAAGCGAUUCCCUCAGAUAAACAAGUUUACGUGUCGCAACACACUGGAAGGGAUACCUCGGAAAACGAAUUUAGAAUCAAAAAACAUCAGGGAAAAUCCAAAAUUAAACAAAGAGCACGAGGUCGCGGAAAAAAUCGAGAUAUACUACUUUGAUCACGGAAAUUCCGCCUACUAUCACACGACGGAUGUCGUGCCAAUUUUGUUGACGGAAAAAUUUGCUGAAAAAUCCAACUCGGCUGCAACGAGAUUUUGGGCCGAAAUCUUUGGCUACGUCCACAUAGGAACUUCUUUUUUGACGGCUUUUCUCUUGCAAUUCCUACGAUGUAUACUUUUUAGCUUGGUCAGGCCUUUGACCGUCGGUGUUAUUCAACUGAUGGCAGAUUAUUUUAUAAAACCUGUACUUUCUAUUGUGUUUAAUGGUCUUAUACAACCAGUCUUAAUUUUAUUCUACAAUAUUGCAACAUCUUUGAGGGAUUGCUGCGAGCCCUUGGCUGCGGCUCUUGGCUUUUUCAUCAAAGAAGUAGCUUUGCUCUUCAAAUCUUGCAGAUUGAUUGAGAUAACUCGUAAUUAUGGCAGAAAUGAUGCCAAUACGUAAAAAUAAUCUCUAAAAUGAAUAAAAUUUAAAAAAAAUUCAUAUGCAGGCUCAAAAGAAAAUUAAAAA